Messenger RNA from Trichogramma pretiosum, 1351 nucleotides. Its product is annotated as odorant receptor 4-like. Gene Ontology annotation, cellular component: plasma membrane. Gene Ontology annotation, biological process: detection of chemical stimulus involved in sensory perception of smell; sensory perception of smell. Bases 134 to 1351 code for a protein of 405 amino acids. The record is from RefSeq and is a predicted model, not a curated record. The transcript has 7 exons. Gene Ontology annotation, molecular function: olfactory receptor activity; odorant binding. Lineage: Eukaryota; Metazoa; Arthropoda; Insecta; Hymenoptera; Trichogrammatidae.
UUUGAGGUAUAAUUACAUACUUUUUUCUCAUAGCAGCUAUAUUCAUAAAGUAAUUUUGAACAAGUAACAUUUCAGCCCUUGCGUUGGAUUUCUAAAAAUCGGAAAAAAGAUAAAUAUUUCAAACAGAGCAAAAAUGCCAGACCAAGCAGAUUAUUCAUUUGCAAUUGGCCCAUGCCGUACCGGAUUACGCAUUUUUGGUUCUUGGCCAGAUCCAAUCAUUCCACUAACUCAAUUGGAUAUAUUUAGAUCUAUUAUUGUUUCCUUAACGAUCCUGAUAUUCGGAUUCAUUCCUCAAUUAUCGAUGGCUAUUAUAGUUGCAAAUGCUAGAGAUUGGAACGGAGUCAUCGAAAUUCUAACCACAGCAACUGUGCCAUUUGUAGUUUCUUUAACGAAAUUCAACGUCAGUUGUUAUCAACGAAAUGUAUUGAAGACUCUGACAACGAUGAUGAAAGAUGACUGGAAUGAUUACCACUUAGAUGCAGACUUAAAAUUCAUGCAAGAAAAUGCUGGCUUAGGUCGGAAAAUAUCCCAAAUAUGCUUGUUUUUAGCUUUGAGUGUAGUGAUACCUCAUUGUUUAUUGACGACAGUUAUCUACUUCGUGAAUUGGGGCGAAUACGGUGAUCUGUGCUUAAUAUCUUACUUCCCUUUUGAAACUAACCGACGACCAAACUACGAGAUCAUCUUAGUAGGACAAUGUUUUUCUCUGAUAUUUGGAGCCUCAACUCACGCAAUUAUUGACGGCUUCUUCUCCAUUUUGGUUCUACAUAUUUGUUCUCAAUUUAAAAUUCUUCAACGACAGUUAAGUCAACUAAUUGAAAAUUGUCGCGACGCUCAGCAUGAAAAAAGUUUUUUUGAGAUGUUACCUAAAAUCAUUGAUAGGCACGAUCAAUUAAAUAGAUUUGUAUCUUUAAUCGAUGAUUCGUUCAACCUUAUGUUUUUGGCGCAAAUAAUGGCAACUGCAACUUCUUUGUGCUUUCAAGGAUAUCAGCUUGUCAUGGUCACGAGUGCGAGUGAAAAUGGAAUAUCCGUGUUAGAAUUAACUCAGUUAGUCUUUUUCAUCGGUAGCUACUCAUCCAGUCUUUUUGUGUAUUGUUAUGUGGUAGAAAAGCUGAAUUACGAAAGCUACCAACUCGUUAAUACAAUAUUUAGUAGUGGGUGGUAUGACUUACCUUCGAGUGUAACAAAAAAUCUCAUGUUACUAAUGUGCCGUGCCCAAAAACCAUUGGAAGUGACAGCUGGAAAAUUUUGUUACUUUUCACUGGAAUUUUAUUGCAGAAUUCUAAAAUCAACCGGAGGAUACAUUUCUAUGCUUUUAGCUGUUAGAGAUCGAUUAGCUGAAGAAAAUCAAUGA